AUGAUUAUUACACAAAUAAUUGGAGAAGAUACAGGAUCAAUCAUAAUGUCUUUAAUACCUGAUUCUAAAUUUCAAUGUGCGAAUACAACUUGUUUACCAUUCAUUAAUGUUAUUACAUCAAACAUUAGGAAUUGUCAAGUAGCCUGUUUAACUCAAAGUCAAUGCAGAGCAGCAACUUUUCAUCAAUCAACUUCUAAAUGUGAAUUAUUUUCUGAUAUGUUGAACCAAAAUGAAAAUAUGUUGACUGAUGUCGAUGCUACUAGUAUGAAUAUUGUUAGUGGAACACGAUAUCCACCGGAACCAACUACGACAUCAACAUCAACAACAACAUCAUCAACAUCCACAACAACAGCAAUACCGAAAUGGACAAUGACAGGAAGCAUGAGUGUCGCACGACAAAUUCACACAGCAUCCAUAUUAAUAAAUGGAUUAGUAUUAGUUGCUGGUGGAACCGGCAUCGGUAGUGUUCUCAAUAGUGCUGAGUUGUACAAUUCAUCAACAGGCACUUGGAUAACCACUGGAAGUAUGAAUACCGCACGACGAUAUCAUACAGCAUCCACAAUAGCAAAUGAAUUCGUAUUAGUUGCUGGGGGAGGAAGCAGCAGUAGCAUUUCUCUCAAUAGUGCUGAAUUGUACAAUCUAUCAACAGGCACUUGGACAACCACAGUAAACCUGAAUGCUGCACGAACAUAUCACACAGCGUCCACAUUAGCAAAUGGAUUAGUAUUAGUUACUGGUGGAUUCAACGGUGCUUAUCUCAAUAGUGCUGAAUUGUACAAUUCAUCAACAGGCACUUGGACAAUCACAGGAAGUAUGAAUACCGCACGACGAUUUCAUACAGCAUCCACAUUAGCAAAUGGAUCAAUAUUAGUUGCUGGUGGACAAAUCAGCAGUAGUGUUUAUCGUAAUACUGCUGAAUUGUACAAUCCAUCGACAGGCACUUGGACAAUGACAGGAAACAUGAGUAUCGCACGAGUAUAUCACAUAGUAUCCACAUUAUCAAAUGGAUUUGUAUUAGUUGCUGGUGGAUUCAACGGUGUUAAUUAUGUCAAUAGUGCUGAAUUGUACAAUCCAUCAACCGGCACUUGGACAACCACAGGAAACAUGAGUAUCGCACGACAAUAUCACACAGCAUCUACAUUAGCAAAUGGAUUAGUAUUAGUUGCUGGUGGAUACAACGGUGCUUAUCUCAAUAGUGCUGAAUUGUACAAUUCAUCAACAGGUAUUUGGACAACUACAGCAAACAUGAGUAUCGCACGACAAUAUCACACAGCAUCCACAUUAGCAAAUGAACAAGUAUUAGUUACUGGUGGAGGGGGCAACGGUGGUUAUCUCAAUAGUACUGAGCUUUAUUAA
This is a messenger RNA of Adineta steineri, 1356 nucleotides long. The record is from the annotation of a GenBank genome assembly. NCBI's taxonomy places the organism in Eukaryota, Metazoa, Rotifera, Eurotatoria, Adinetida, Adinetidae.